This is a messenger RNA of Stegodyphus dumicola, 1132 nucleotides long. Its product is annotated as polycomb protein eed-B-like. The record is from RefSeq and is a predicted model, not a curated record. NCBI's taxonomy places the organism in Eukaryota, Metazoa, Arthropoda, Arachnida, Araneae, Eresidae. Gene Ontology annotation, molecular function: protein binding.
UACAUACUUAAAUAUCUGCAGGAAGACCAUGGUCAACCACUGUUUGGUGUUCAAUUCAAUCCUUAUUUAAAGGAUGGACAAAAUAUUUUUGCUACUGUCGGUAGCAAUAGGGUUACCAUCUAUGAAUGUAUUGAAGAAAAUUUUAAAUUAAUACAAGCAUAUGCAGAUCCUGAUACUGAUGAAAAUUUCUACACAUGUGCAUGGUCAUAUGAUGAUGUCAGUGGACAUCCACUUUUAGCUGCUGCUGGAACUAGAGGUGUUAUACGUAUUAUUGGACCAGCAGUGCAAAAGACUAUUAAACAUUACAUUGGCCAUGGAAAUGCAAUAAAUGAGCUGAAAUUCCAUCCUUUUGAUUGCAACCUUCUGCUUUCUGUCAGCAAAGAUCAUGCUUUGCGUUUGUGGAACAUAAAGACAGAUCAAUGCAUAGCCAUUUUUGGUGGUGUAGAAGGUCAUAGAGAUGAAGUUUUAAGUGCAGACUUUGAUCUUCUUGGGCAAAAAAUUGUAUCUUGUGGAAUGGACCAUUCCUUAAAAAUAUGGGAAAUAAAUGAAGAAAAGGUCAGAGUUGCAAUAAGGGAAUCUUAUGAUUACAAUCCCACAAAAACAAACAAACCUUUUAAUACUCUAAAACAGCAUUUUCCUAUUUUUACCACCCGUGAUAUUCACAUGAAUUAUGUCGACUGUGUGAGAUGGAUGGGUAAUCUUGUACUUUCAAAGUCAUGUGAAAAUUGUAUUAUUUGCUGGAAACCCGGUCAGCUUGAUCAGCAAGAAAUCUCUACCACAGAUAAUUCUGUCACCGUUCUGCAACGCUAUGAGUUCAAAGAAUGUGAAAUAUGGUUUAUGAGAUUUUCUCUAGAUUCUGAGCAAAAGAUUUUAGCUCUUGGAAAUCAAGUUGGACGAGCAUAUGUAUGGGACUUGGAUGUUGAUGAUCCCGGCACUGCUAGAUGCACAGUUCUCACCCAUCCCAAAUGCAACAGCCCGAUUCGUCAGACAAGUCUGAAUAAAGAUGGUUCUAUAUUAUUAUGUGUUUGUGAUGAUGGUACUGUAUGGCGAUGGGACAGAAUAAGUAAAGCAUAAGUCUGCCUUUGUAAAUAUGCUGAAUUUGUAUACUUAAUAAAUUUUUAUACACUAUAAA